AAAUGAUAUAUCAAGAAGAAUUUAUUUCCCCUAGUUUAUAUUCCUGGAGAAGAAUACAACUUCUAUUAAAGUUUAUUAGUUAAUAGAAAUUAAAAUAGAAUGUCCAACAUAGUACAGUAUAUAAUUGUUCGUAGUGAUUUAAAAUCAGUUCUUAAUUGGCCACUAGGAGCUGUUAUCGCCCAAUGUUGUCAUGCCACGGCAGCUGUUAUGCAUUUAAAUAGUGAAGAUUCUGAUACAAGGAAGUACCUUCAGGAUCUAGACAAUAUGCACAAAGUUGUCCUUGAAAUCAAAGAUGAAGACAGCAUAAAAGCAUUAAGUGAAAAGUUAAAAGAAAAUGACAUCAGUCAUAAGCUGUGGAUUGAACAACCUGAAAAUAUUCCCACAUGCAUUGCUGUUAAACCUUAUCCUAAGGAAAAUGUGCACAAAUAUUUAAAAGGACUGAAACUCAUGAAGUGAACGUUGAUCUCGAAUUUGAGUUAUCUCUUUUGUACGAAAAUGAAACAAGUUUUUUAUUAAAUUAAUUCAAAAACA
Messenger RNA from Eupeodes corollae, 531 nucleotides. Its product is annotated as putative peptidyl-tRNA hydrolase PTRHD1. Lineage: Eukaryota; Metazoa; Arthropoda; Insecta; Diptera; Syrphidae. The transcript has 2 exons. The coding region runs from base 100 to 456 and encodes 118 amino acids. Gene Ontology annotation, molecular function: peptidyl-tRNA hydrolase activity. The record is from RefSeq and is a predicted model, not a curated record.